CAAAUCUGAAAUCAAUAUGGCCGAUUUUUACCGGUCGUGUAUUAUUGUAUUUAGGUAAAAGUUCGUUAUUAAUAAUUUCGACCCGUAAAGUUCUUAACAUCUCUCUAUAAUCGUAUAUACUGUGUGUAAUAGAGCUGAUAGACAAUUAUGGAAGCACUUAUACCAGUUAUCAAUAAAUUACAAGAUGUAUUUAAUACGGUCGGAGCAGAUGCCAUCCAGUUACCUCAAAUCAUAGUUUUAGGAACACAGAGUUCUGGCAAGAGUUCAGUGAUAGAGAGUCUAGUCGGGCGCUCUUUCCUCCCCCGCGGUCCCGGCAUCGUGACCCGACGCCCGCUCAUUCUGCAGCUGGUGUACAGCCCCAAAGAUAGCAAGGAGCAUCGGUCUGCUGAAGAAGAGCUAAGACAGCAGAUACCAGUGCCAGCAUCAUGGAAUCCAAUAUCUCAGCUAUCCAACUCAAUGUUUUCUUCAGGGACUGUAAACUUAGAAGAAUGGGGCAAGUUCCUGCACACGAAAGACAAGAUUUACACAGAUUUCGACCAAAUCAGGCAAGAGAUAGAGCGAGAGACGGACCGGAUGGCGGGCAACAACAAGGGCAUUUGCCCGGAGGCCAUCAACCUCAAGAUUUACUCCACCAAAGUUGUCAACCUCACCCUUGUGGAUUUACCUGGUAUCACCAAAGUACCUAUCGGUGACCAACCUGAGGAUAUAGAAAACCAAAUCCGAAAUCUGAUAGUCAAGUACAUAUCAAAUCCAAACUCUAUAAUUCUGGCGGUCACCGCAGCCAACACAGACAUGGCAACCAGUGAGGCUAUUAAAAUGGCGAAGGAUGUGGACCCGGAUGGAAGACGGACCCUGGCUGUUGUUACUAAGCUUGAUCUCAUGGAUGCCGGAACUGACGCAAUAGAUAUCUUAUGCGGGCGUGUGAUCCCCGUGAAACUCGGUAUUAUCGGCGUCGUGAACCGAUCGCAGCAAGAUAUUAUCGAUAAGAAAUCCAUUACGGAUGCUCUAAAAGACGAAGCCACGUAUCUCCAAAGGAAGUACCCGACGAUUGCGACGAGGAACGGGACGCCAUACUUGGCCAAGACCCUGAACAGGCUGCUCAUGCACCAUAUAAGAGACUGCCUGCCUGAACUCAAGGUUCGGGUGAACGUGAUGAUCUCCCAGUUCCAAACGCUGCUGAACUCGUACGGCGAGGACGUGUCGGACAAGUACCAGACGCUGCUGCAGAUCAUCACCAAGUUCGCGAGCGCGUACUGCUCCACCAUCGAGGGCACGGCGCGCAACAUCGAGACCACCGAGCUCUGCGGCGGCGCCAGGAUAUGCUACAUAUUCCACGAGACCUUCGGUAGAACUCUGGAUUCUAUUCACCCGCUAGUAGGUUUGACGCGCAUGGACAUACUGACGGCGAUAAGGAACGCGACAGGCCCGCGGCCCGCGCUGUUCGUGCCCGAGGUCUCGUUCGAGUUGCUCGUCAAGCGCCAGAUCCGCCGCCUCGAGGAGCCCUCGCAGCGUUGCGUUGAACUGGUGCACGAGGAGAUGCAGCGGAUAGUGCAGCACUGCGGCACGGAGGUGCAGCAGGAGAUGCUGCGCUUCCCGCGCCUGCACCAGCGCAUCGUGGACGUGGUCACGCAGCUGCUGCGCACGCGCCUGCCCGCCACCAACGCCAUGGUGGAAAACCUAGUAGCGAUCGAACUAGCAUACAUCAACACCAAGCAUCCAGACUUCCACCGCGAGGCGGCGCUGGUGUCGGGCCUGCUGCAGAGCACGGACUCCAUCGUCGACGACAGCCCCAUGUUCCGCCACAAGGCAAGAGCCACGCCCUCGCCGGUAUCCACGUUAUUCAAACUGCUUCUCCGCCAAAUGGGUGAAAGAGGGUCCAUCCUAGUAUUCAUGACGAAUAUCUGGGAUGCGUGCAACCAGCACGUACCGGCCAUCACGGACGGCCAAGAGCACAAAACACCGACACAAAAUAAUAACAGUGAAUCUCCAGUCACACCCCAGGUAAACGGUGGGAGUCCUCCGGAGAAAGUGCUGACGCCGCAGAAGCCUGUGAACCUGCUGCCCGAGGUGCCGAGCCAGCAGUCGCGCAAGCUCUCCGACCGCGAGCAGCACGACUGUGACGUCAUAGGUGGACGGAGCGACAGAACGGCUAACGAUAUAUAUUACUCAAAGGUUGAGGGCAUCAGCAUGAUGCACUUGAACUCUAUGGGUGACUUAGUCGAGCGACUAAUCAAGUCAUACUUCUACAUCGUGCGCAAAUCGAUCCAGGACUCGGUCCCCAAGGCGGUGAUGCACUUCCUGGUGAACUACGUGAAGGACAACCUGCAGUCGGAGCUGGUGACGCACCUGUACAAGUCGGACCAGGCCGACUCGCUGCUCAACGAGUCCGAGCACAUCGCGCAGCGGCGGAAGGAGGCUGCCGACAUGCUCCGGGCUCUGCAGCGGGCCGGGCAGAUCAUCAGCGAGAUCCGGGAGACGCACAUGUGGUGAUGUUUCGCCGACGGAGAGGACUCUAGUCUGAAUUAGUUAAAUGAGCGAUGCUGGUGUGUUCCCAACAGUCCCCGCCAGCUACAAAUGGGAAUGGCCUCAUGUAUGGUGAUGGUCACCGGGGACAAACGGGAAUACAACGCGAUGCUCCGUACUCUGUACAUACUCCUAGCGUAGGUGAACACGUGACGUGCAUUAGGCUUCAUACUUACAGAUGCUUUUACUACAAUCACAAUUUGUACACAUUUACACAAACGGGUCUACCGCGAUAUAAUUUCAUUCUUUUUACCUUAAAUUCCGACGUUGACAUUUGCUGGGACGUCAGUCUUUCCGUGACCACAGCUGGUGCUACUCGGCUGAAGCGUCGGAGUUUAGGGUAAAAACAAUGAAAUUAUAUCGAGGUAAACCAGUUUGUGUAAUUAAAUGUGUACAAAACGCGAGAGUUUAAAGUGUGAAAUCACAAUUUGUGUAGCUCUCUUUGCUAAAUCAUAAGUGUAUUAGUGAUGCUAUCAGAUGUCCACAAGUAUUUGAUUUGAAACCAAAAAAGGAACUUUUUUUAACUAAUUUGUAGACUGCAUAUUAGUCGUAUUUAUAUGCACUUAUUGAAUGUGGCACUGUAUGUCUGAUAUCCGAUAUGUUUUAUUUGUUGAACAAAAAUGUUUCAGAUUAUUGUUGAUUGUUUGAUACGUGCAUGUGUUUCAGAUAAUUUUACGUAAAUGUGAAGAUGGGUGAAUAUUUUAUACAUGUCUGUUAUAGAAGUUCUAAGAUGUAAAGUGCCAAUAAAAUUCGAGUUAUUUAGUUCCGCUCACAACUUAACAAUAUUUAAACCGAGUGAUAAUACGUCCGUAGUAAAUCAAUAAUUGUAAAGUACUUAAAACUGGUGAUUAGUGAUUUUGAUUAAUUCAUACAUCAUGUUAAUAAGUGUUUUAAAGGCGGUUCCAGACUAGUUUUUUUUGCGCUUAAACUGUCUUCGUCGUUUCGCGCUUACACGCGCGUCUACACGCCGCUACAUGUGCUGUAUGUGCGGCCGCGUAUGUGGCACACGCGCUUUUAAAAUACAUGCAUUUUAUUGCUAUGCUAUGAUUGGCAAACUAAUCUUACAAUAAUUGAUAGUUAUUUGCACAAAUCGCUAUAUCAGUUACCACAUUUUGAUCUAUGUUAAUACAUUAGGUAAAUAAACAUCAAUGUAAUUAACUCAUUGUUAUUGUACACAGUGAUAUUAUGUACUAAAUGUACUCGUAUUUUAGGCAUGUAUUGAUAUUUUUAUUCUUAGGGCUGGUUGUUGAUGAAUUUUCGAUAAUGUUUUUGCUAUUAUGGGUGACCUAUUUGAUACCAUUUGUGUCCGCUUGUGUGUUUAGAAUGACUGUUGAACUUGUUUUGCAUACAGGGUUAGUUUAGUGAUGAGAAAGCAUGUUGUUUUGAUAAAUGUACAGAUGUAGCCCAUCAUUGUUUUCCAUCGUAUUUUCUCGGACACAUUCGUAUUUAUCAUACUACUUCAGUCAACCUCAGUACUUUUUGUACCGAGGCCGACUGAAAUAGCAAGACACGUUCGUGCGUUUCCGUGAAAAUAUGUUGGAAAAUAACUACGCACUACAUUUGUAUCAAGUUAUACGUUAAAAAUUAGUUCCUCGUUACAAUGAAGUGAUAUCGCGCAUGCUGUGUUAGCUUCGCACGGUCGAGUCAUUCGGUAUCAUGUCUACACGAUUUGUAAUUUAUUUGUUUUUACUUAAAUGUAGCGUAGCAAGUAUUCCACUGUAUUUAUUGUUAUAUAUAGACGAGUGUGUGCUUUAUUACCGAUAAACAAUUUGAAUGUUACACGAGGUAAAUUGUAUUUAAAAGUCUGUUAUACAUAAAAAUAGAAUAAUUUCAAGGUCCAA
Molecule: messenger RNA, 4364 nt
Organism: Cydia fagiglandana
Lineage: Eukaryota; Metazoa; Arthropoda; Insecta; Lepidoptera; Tortricidae
Gene: Drp1
Product: dynamin-1-like protein
Exons: 17
Coding region: 148-2490 (780 amino acids)
Biological process (GO): mitochondrial fission
Cellular component (GO): microtubule; cytoplasm; membrane
Molecular function (GO): GTP binding; microtubule binding; GTPase activity
Source: RefSeq, a predicted model, not a curated record